Molecule: messenger RNA, 300 nt
Organism: Aspergillus tubingensis
Lineage: Eukaryota; Fungi; Ascomycota; Eurotiomycetes; Eurotiales; Aspergillaceae
Exons: 1
Coding region: 1-300 (99 amino acids)
Source: RefSeq, a predicted model, not a curated record
AUGUUGCCUCCCACGGUGGACAAACAUCCAAGCAUCAUCACGAUGAUGACGCAUGAUGACUGGAUGCCCCAAGUUGGGCCGCGGAAGUACUUCCUCGAACCCCUGCGCCCAAAGAUCACCAGCCACCAUAGAACCAUGGACUUUGCUGGCGGCCAAGAAGAAUCGGCGUUGGUCACGGUGGAGAAGGAUCCUGGAGAUACCGGAGACAACGACAACCAGGAAAGAAAAGCCCACCACGCAGGUGAUGGUGGGUUCUGGCGGCAACGGAAAGACGCGGACGCCAAUGCACGGGGCCGCUGA